CAGCGGGCUCUUUCUGCAGGGAGGAGGAGGAGGAGGAGGAGGAGGAGGAGGAAGGCUGGUGCUGAAGUUUCUGGGUCACUCACGUCGCAGUAGACCAAGACAAGCAACCAUGACUUCAACAAACAUGUUUCAGGGACUUGAUAGUAGUGGCAAACCAAGUUCAAGAGUACUAAGACCUCCAGGAGGAGGGUCAAGCAAUCUCUUCGGUGGUUAUGAAGAAGACACUGCUGCCUCCAGAAGGCCAAACAAAAUGUCCUCUUCUAUUUUUGCACCUCCAGAAGAGACCCGAGGGGGUCCCAGACGCUCCAAUCCCCCAGGUGGGAAAAGCAGUGGGAUAUUUGGGGACCCAGAGGCGUCUUUGACCCACGGCAGACAUGUUCCCCCUGGUGGAGCCUCCAGUUACAUUUUUGGGGGUGCGGAGUCGACCCCACCUUCUGUGAAAAGUCAACAUCCCAACAAACCAAAGGACAAUUUAAGUGUGGGUGUACCUGCUACUCCAGAUCCACCAGCCCCAGUGCCUAAGAAAGUUGAGAAAGUGAAGGUGGAACCAGUGACCCCUCAACCAACGCCUGAAAAAGAGCCAGCAGCCCCUGCACCUGCAGCCAAUCAGAGUUCUGAGGCAGCAACGUGGCAACCAACAGAAAAGGACCACGAGCCACGCCUUGGACCCCGCCCUCGCUCUCACAACAAAGUGAUCAACCCUCCAGGAGGAAAGUCCAGUGUGGUUUUCUAUUAGCCCUAGCCAUCAGUCUCUUCCUUUCUUCCAUCUGCUUUUAACCUGUACUAAAACUUAUCUUUAUCAUUUACUUUCUCCUUAACUUUUUUUUUCUUUUUCUUUUUCUUAAAGUCUGUCACUCUUCAUUCCCUUUUUUUAUUCUGCACUUUCUGAUUCAUUCCUCACUUUCCCUUUUCUUUUUCAUCGAAUUCGAAACACUGUUACUCUUGCUCCUAAAACUAAAUGGUUGUUUCCUUUCAAAUGGUUAGCAUUGACGGUUGUUUCUUUAUGUGAUAAUGUUUUGAUAAUUUGCUAAUGUAUUAAAUGCAAGUUUGCCUCAUGAAUCUGAGCAGUCUAUGCAGUGUUCAACUGGUACCACUGUUGGUCGCCAAAGCAAGCUCUUCAGUAUCGACAUAUUCAGAUCUCCCUUUGAAACCCUGUGAAUGUGUUCUGAUGGCAAAUUCUUUUGUGCAAUAAGAUGACUUCCCUUCUACAUUUUUUUUUUUUUUACUGUGCUCUUGCAUUUUUUUUUUGUUUUGAGCAAGACACAAAGCCAAAUGUAAAAGUAGUAGUUUAGUUGGCUAACCAAACACCGUUUUUGUAACUGAUAAUUGCCAAAGCACAUAUGACAAUGAUUAAACACGUACAAUCACGCAUCUUUGACAAUAUCACACUAAUAAAAUGUCCAUAUAUGCAUUUGAAUGUAACCAGAGACCGUUAAACUAAGAGAAUAAUCUGAAAUGCCUGACGCUGUACUUGAAAAGAGUUGCUGCACCAUUGAUUCUUUAAUACUUGUGUGAAUUUGGGCCUUUCCUCCCAUUAGCCAUCUACUUUAUUCUUUGCAUGGCAGGUGAAAGGUAAAAUAUGAGUCUGUGAGUGUGUGUGUUUGUGUGUGUGGGGGUGUUUCCCACAUGACUAGUGCCGUCCCUGCCCAAAAUAAUACUUCAGUGGUUGCUUGGUAAUGUGACUGGAUACUAUGAUGUCACAGAGGACUGUUUCAUACAAUGCACCUCUAUAUUGUUCAUUUGUAUGCAGUUUUGUAUUGCUUUUUUUCCCCAUGACAAUAAAAGGAUGUUUUACCAUGUUGCUUGAAAUAAACUGAAAUCACCACUUAGAAA
Molecule: messenger RNA, 1833 nt
Organism: Carassius gibelio (silver crucian carp)
Lineage: Eukaryota; Metazoa; Chordata; Actinopteri; Cypriniformes; Cyprinidae
Product: jupiter microtubule associated homolog 2
Exons: 5
Coding region: 110-736 (208 amino acids)
Cellular component (GO): nucleus
Source: RefSeq, a predicted model, not a curated record